This is a messenger RNA of Triticum dicoccoides, 707 nucleotides long. RefSeq names its product 14 kDa proline-rich protein DC2.15-like. Lineage: Eukaryota; Viridiplantae; Streptophyta; Magnoliopsida; Poales; Poaceae. The transcript has 2 exons. The coding region runs from base 1 to 681 and encodes 226 amino acids. The record is from RefSeq and is a predicted model, not a curated record.
AUGGCUGGCGCCGCCGCCCUAGCGCUUGCCGCCCUGGAACCGCUCGGGCCCCGCCGCCCUAGCCUCGUGCUCGCGGGCCGCUUGCAGCCGAGCCGCCUGCUCGGCCUCAAGCUUGGAGCGGAGGGACGCCUCGAGGUCCAGAUCGGCCACCCCAUCACCCGCAUCCUCCCGCCGCCGCUCCAUGCCCGACACUGCCUCGCUCGAAGACCCACGGGAGCGAUCCAUGGCAACCACCGCCGCGAAAGGAAGGGAGAGAGUGAUCAGAUCAGUCGCAGCAAUGGCAGAUUGGCAGGCAAGGCAUCGAUGGCGCUGUUCCUCGCCGUGAACCUGGUCGUGUUCUCCCUGGCCAGCGCGUGCGGGGGAAACUGCCCGACCCCGUCCAUGCCCACCCCAUCGACGCCCACGCCGACCCCGGCCUCGUUCGGCAGGUGCCCACGCGACGCGGUGAAGAUAGGCUUGUGCGUCAACGCGCUGAACCUGGUGAAGGCCGAGCUGGGCGCGCCGCCCACGCUGCCCUGCUGCCCGCUGCUGAAGGGGCUCGUCGAGCUGGAGGCGGCCCUGUGCCUCUGCACGGUGCUCAAGGCCAACGUCCUCAACAUCGUCAAGCUCAACCUCCCCAUCGACCUCAGCGGCAUCCUCAACGACUGCGGCAAGAAAGUGCCCACCGGAUUCAAGUGCUAAGCGAUCUCCGUCGACGGACGUGUGCC